AUGAGGAACCCCUCACUGUUUAGGCCUGCGACGGCUGGCUUGUCGACAGCCCUCUACUUGGGCUCUCUACUUCAAUUGUCCCCCGCCUCGGGACUAUCGUUUACACCGGUCGCACAACCCGACCUGGAACUGAGCCCUCUAGGACGGGUCGCCCUUACCGGAGACUUCGAUGCGGUCUCGUUUUACUCGUACAAGGAACAGUCGGAGACGGCCUCGGUGAACAAUGGCUCCCAAUCCAUCCUGACGCCGCUCCCGGAUGGCAUCCUAACGACGCUGUCAACCUCCGAUGCUUAUAUUCGUUCAAUGUGCCCGUUUACGCAGAAGGAUGGAACGUACGCUGGGAUUUUUGUCGGCGGAAAUUUUACAAGCCUCGGAGGAGUCGAAACCCAAGGCGCAGCGUUGUUCGACCCCGAGACGAAGAAAGUGACGGCUUUACCCGGUCUGUCGGGGUCUGUUUCUGCGGUGUUGUGCGACAAGGAUACGAAUAGCGUGUAUGUUGGCGGGGAUUUCAAAUACGAAAAUACAUCGAAUGCCGUAGCGUGGGUUGGCAAUGAAGGCUGGAAGAGCUUGGUUUUUGGUGGAUUUAACGGCCCCGUUACCUCGAUCUUGAAGAGCGACGAUCAUAUUAUCUUCGGCGGUUCGUUCGACGGCAUCGGCAACUCGACCUCGUCUAAGAAAAACCAGCAAAUCAUCAAUCUUCAGAACGCUACGAUUUCCUCCGACGCGGUGUCCAGCAGAAGUGGUUAUAGUGAUCCUCGAAACAUCAUCUGCCAGACAAGCGGGGAAGAUGGCGAAGGAAAAACAUGGCUGUUGGAGGACAACUCCCCCGGUUUCUGGCGUGCCGACAUGCGAUUCGGAUACAACCCGACAAAGAUCCGUAUAUACAACACCCACUUCGAGGGGAGAGGCACCAAGACCUUUUUGCUGAGACGGCUACCGGAUAAUGGCAUUAUGAACCUGACCUAUACCGACCCAGAUACUGCGAAAGAUGUCUACUGCGACCAGGACUGCUCGCUCUCUAACAGCACAGACGAGAAAUAUCGAGAAUUCGAAUUCGUGAACAGUGUUGGCAUGAAGGGAUUCCAGUUAGAAGUCCAUUCCUGGUAUGGAGAUGGCGCUGGUCUCAAUGGAAUACAGCUCGUGCAGAACGAUAUUUUCGCCUAUGCGAUCAAUGAUUUCAACGAACCUACAUGUGCUGACCUCAAAUACCCAUCUAAGGCGACCCAGACAGGGUCUUGGACUACAACUGAAUUGGGUCAGAGCCAAUCCGACUAUCUGACAGCGAAUAUCAACGACUCUACUGCAUCCGAUACUUCUGUUGUCUUUGAGCCGGACGUCAAACAGUCAGGAAACUAUUCCGUUGUUGUUUACACCCCCGGAUGCACACAGGACGGCACUUGUGGCUCGCGUGGUGUGGUCAACGUAACUGCCACCCUCAAAAGUAACAGCAAAUCGGCAGAGCCUAUCCAAAUGACGAUCCAUCAGACAAACUUGAACGACAAGUAUGACACCCUCUACACCGGUCAUGUGGAUUCCAGUGAUGGCUCUUUCCGGCCCAGCGUAACCUUAACUCCGGUAGCAGGCCAGGGUGAUGUAACCAUUGUCGCCUCUAGAGUCAAGUUUGCGCUUAUCCGGGCAUCGGAAGGGCUAGAUGGGGAGUUGAACGGCCUGUAUGACUUUGACCCCUCUGCGAAAACUACCAGCUCCAAUUUUACCGAGUCUGCGGUUAACCGAGCUGGGCUUCAAUUGGACGAGGAUGCCACCAUACGAAGCUUAGCUAUCCAUGACGGCGUGAUGUAUGCUGGUGGAAACUUCUCGAGCUCGGGGUUCAAAAACAUCCUGUCCCUGAAGGGCGAGACAAACGCGACGGGCUUGCAGCAAGGUGGGUUGAACUCGGAAGUGUCGUCGAUGACGGUAUUGGAUGAUAUUCUGUAUGUUGGUGGCAACUUCACCGAUACUUCUGACCGUAGCAAUAGCGAUUUGAAACAUGUCGCAGCUUAUUCUUUCGGCUCUAAAGCUUGGACAGCGCUGGGUGGCGGUGUCAAUGGGCCUGUCCACAAGGUCACCUCACUUACGCUCAACGUCUCCACGGAAAUCAACGAGACGACCAUCGGCGUGACCGGCGAUUUCGAUCAGUUGCUCGCCUUCGACGACAAUACCUUGGUUAACGUUACCGGCUUCGCGAUAUGGGUUCCGUCAAAGAAGAAUUGGCUACAGAAUCUGAACGUCACCCAGAUGGCCUUCGCAGGGCAGUUGUCAGCUUGCACCAAGGUUGAUAACACUACUGUCAUUGCUGGGACUCUCUCAUCCGCAGGGAUUGCCGCAGCUGGUGCUGCGGCUCUCCUCCAUGAGGGUCCGCUGAGCAUCAAGCCGCUGUUCGCGAACGCCAAUUUCACUGGAGAAACUUACACUGGGAUUUAUGAAACGAAGUCCAACCGCAACCUCACCAUUGUAGGAGGUCACUUUACAACUACGGGCACUGACGGAUCUUCUGUGAAGAAUCUUGCCCUGCUUGACGGCAAGGCGGGUACCGUCAAGGGUCUGGGCACUGAUAUUGACAACAACUCGACGUUCUUGGCUCUGACUGCCUGGAAGGACAAACUGUACGCGGGCGGAAAUGUCUCUGGCACUUUCGAAGACUAUAUCCUGAAUGGGUUUGUCGUAUAUGACCUUGAAAAUGGGACCAUCGCUCGGAAACAGCCUCCACGAUUCACAGGCGAUGCAGCCACCGUCAAUUCAAUCGCUGCUCGUCCUGACUCUGACGAGAUCUAUUUCGGGGGCCAGUUCGAGAAGGCUGGAGCCCUUCCUUGCCCGGGGGUCUGUUUUUGGGACGCUGCCGACCAACAGUGGAACAGACCUGGUAUACUAUCUGGUAAGGUGUUGGCACUAAAGUGGAUCUCCAAUAAGAAACUGUUGGCAAUCGGCAACCUCACCGUCGACGGGAAUAGUUCUGCGAUCGCAACGUACACCCCAAAGCAGCAGACUUGGGAAUCCUGGACCUCUGCAUCUGAUCUCCCGGGAACCGUGACUGCUUUCACUCCUGCUAGCGUGGACGUGUCCACAUUCUGGCUGGCAGGGGUUUCGAAGAACGGCUCCAGUUACCUUGCCAACUAUGACGGAUCAAAAUUUCAAUAUCCUGGCGAUCUCUUUGACCAGGGUACCACGAUUCGGAACCUUGAAGUACUAUCCCUCACGAAAGAUCAUUCUGGGGUCGACGUUCUACAUAACGACCAAGUUCUUCUAGUCACUGGCCAAUUAGUGAUCCCUGACUUUGGGAAUGCGUCCGCAGCGCUCUUCAACGGAACCGAGUUGACCCCAUUUAUGCUUAGCUCGAAUGCAGAUGGCCAACCAGGCAGCAUGGCUCAACUAUUUUACGAGAACGAUAAUCCCUACAGUAGCGAAGUUGGGAACCACCACUCCAACGGGAUUGUUGUCUUAAUCUCAUUCUGCUGUGCACUUGGCGCUGUGUUCUUGAUUGUCAUCGCCGGGGUUAUCUUCAAUAAGAUCCAGCGGCGUCGUCAGGGCUACAUGCCGGGACCGCAGGCGUACGGGACCGAUCGGUCUUCGAGCAUGCGGCGGCUGCCUCCGGAGUACCUGUUCAGCACUCUGAAAUCACUGAACCCGGGCACGCCGGCGAUCUGA
Messenger RNA from Aspergillus oryzae RIB40, 3642 nucleotides. Its product is annotated as putative cellular morphogenesis protein (Rax2). The record is from RefSeq and is a predicted model, not a curated record. Gene Ontology annotation, cellular component: plasma membrane of growing cell tip. The transcript is spliced from 3 exons. Gene Ontology annotation, molecular function: protein binding. Bases 1 to 3642 code for a protein of 1213 amino acids. NCBI's taxonomy places the organism in Eukaryota, Fungi, Ascomycota, Eurotiomycetes, Eurotiales, Aspergillaceae. Gene Ontology annotation, biological process: positive regulation of establishment of bipolar cell polarity regulating cell shape.